Messenger RNA from Hydra vulgaris (swiftwater hydra), 2420 nucleotides. RefSeq lists its product as uncharacterized. NCBI's taxonomy places the organism in Eukaryota, Metazoa, Cnidaria, Hydrozoa, Anthoathecata, Hydridae. The record is from RefSeq and is a predicted model, not a curated record.
AUUAGUAAAUGCCAUUACUUUGUAAAAUACAUUCCAUAAUAUCUAGCUCCAUCUUCCCAUAUGAAGGGCUCAGCGGAAAAGUGGUGUAACCCACAUUUUUGAAAUUUUUCAGAUAAUCACUGCAAACCAUACAUUGAGUAUGUAGUUUGUUGUGGAAAAAGUGCUGAACCCAAAAAUCCAUCCAAACAGUGCUGCUAUCUAUAAGCAUAUUUACUUUAACAGAAAAAUAAAAUUUGAAUUGUGGAAAAGUUGCGUAUCCCACAAUCAACAUGGCAAAGAUGAACAGCUCAAAUUUGGAAGACUUUAUAAUGAAAAGUGGUUGUUAUGGUUUAGGUGCAGAUAAGAACCCUUCUUUAGCAAAUGAUAUUAGCAAAGAUUCAAGUAUUGGGGAUCAAUAUGUUGAAAAAAAUGCAAGAUCUAUAUCUAUAUUAACAGGAGUUAAUGAUGCAAAUGUUAAUAUAGUUGGAGAAGUAGGAGGGAACGACAGCUUCUCCCAGGAAGUACGAGAAGAAACCCAGUCUCUUUCGAGAAACAAAAGCAGACAGACAGACAUAUUCGUAAGCAAAUUGCCCAUCCAGAACUACACAAAAGAAAUAUUCUGAAACAGAAAAGGUUAACAGGGAAGGUUAUGUUACAACAAAGGGCAAAGUAGUUGAACCAAAGAUUUUUAUUAACAAAGAUUGUGGUUGCAAUCUGGAGUGCAGCAGUAAAAUAACAGUUGCAUGCCGUAAUCAAAUUUUUUCUAACUUUUACACCACGAAUACACCACUUUUACACCAUGAACUGGGAUUUAAAAAACGCCUUUAUAAUGGGUUCUGUUGAUGUAAAAGAAAAACACAGUACAUAUACUGCAUCAAAUAACUUACGUAGGGCAAAUAGUUGUUCCUAUAAACUAACUGAUGAAUGUGGAAAUGUUAAAAAGAUUUGCAAAACAUACUUCACAGGCACAUUGCAGAUCCCUGAUGGAACAAUAAAAAAUAUUUUAGCAAAGAAAAAACAGAUGGUACACCUAUCGAAGAACGCAGGAGUAAAUCGGCUCUACAAAAUAAAAGUAUUGAUGAAGACAACAAACAUCUUCAAAGUUUUAUUUGCUUAUUUCCAACAUACCAAUCACACUAUAACCGAAGGGACAACCAGUACAGAAAUUUUUUGCCUCCAACUUUACGAAUGUCAACGAUGUACGAGAAAUAUAUUCGCAGUUGCAAAGAAAAUAAUCGCAACCAACUUUUUUAUUUCGACACAUAUUUAAUACAAAAUUCAAUUUUUAUUUUCAUCUACCACAAUCAGGUACAUGUCAAAAAUGUGAUCUAUUUAACAAUAAAAUUAGGUGUCUUUCAGAGGGUGAAGAAAAGAACACUGCUAGGAGGGACCUUAUUAUUCAUCAAGAGAUGGCUGAAAAGGCAAAAGUAAAAAUGAAAGAAGAUACACUAGAUGCACAGACAAAUUCAUACAAGAGGGUAUUAGUUUUUGACUUACAAAAAACUCUACCAACACCAGUGCUUAGUACAGGAAUAGCCUACUAUAAAAGGCAAAUGUGGACUUACAAUCUUGGAAUCCAUGAUGAAAACUUAAAAACAGGAUUUAUGUAUGUAUGAAGUGAAGAACAAGCAUCCAGAGGUACUCAAGAGGUUUCGAAACAUACCAGAAACUGUGACCCAUUUAAUAUUAUAUAGUAACAGUUGUGGUGGCCAAAAUCGUAAUAUAAAAAUGUCUCUUAUGUAACAAUAUAUUUUGCACAAAUCUCCAUCUCUGAAAACCAUUAAACGGAAAUUUUUUGUACCAGCGCAUAGUUUUUCCUCCGACCGAGACUUUGCUGUGAUUGAAAAAGCCAAAAAAAUGAAGGAUCAAAUAUUUGUUCCAUACCAUUGGAUAGACCUUAUUAAAAAUGCAAAGAAGAGAGCCCCAAAAUUUAUUGUAUGAAAAACGGACACCCAUAAAUUUUUCAGUACAAAAUCAUUGGAGAGUGGGAUAACCAAUAGAAAAAAAUUAAUAAAUAGCGAAAAAGUUUUAUGGCUAAAGGCAUGCUGGAUAAAAAUUGAAAAAGGAUCACCAAGCUUAUUUCAAAUGAAGCAAACGCAUUUAGAAAGUGACAGAUUUAUGUUGCUGGACGUAACAAUGCGAAAUCGUGGACGGCCAUCUGGCACUAUCAAUGUUGAACUUGAGUCUUUGUAUCCCAAUGGUAGAAAACUCACAAAAGAAAAGCUAAGUGAACUUUUUGGGCUAGAACAAUUCAUAUCGCCUGUCCAUCAUCCCUAUUAUUUUGCUCUUAAAGGGGAUGAGGAGACAACUGAUUUGGGUCUAACGGAUGAUUCUGGUGACGAAGACAUAAAUUAGUGAAUGCUACAUAUAUAAAUUUUUUUUGUAGAUAUACCAGUGUAUUUUUUUACCUGUCUUUAUAAUAAAUACCAUCCUUCUGAUAA